Molecule: messenger RNA, 666 nt
Organism: Penicillium antarcticum
Lineage: Eukaryota; Fungi; Ascomycota; Eurotiomycetes; Eurotiales; Aspergillaceae
Exons: 2
Coding region: 1-666 (221 amino acids)
Source: RefSeq, a predicted model, not a curated record
AUGGUCUUCUUUAAAGCCAUCGCUCUAUCCUCUCUCUUCUUCACUGCUGCCGUGGCCGUUCCCCAGCAGACGGCUGCAGCUACAACAACCGCUCCUCCCACGACAAUUACCAAGGCUGCAUCACUGAGCUGCUCGCCUGGGCAGACCGCCAUCUACACGACAGAUUGCACAAUGGGAACACCCAAAUCGUACUGCGCUGUGCCAGAGCCCCCGAUCUCGUGCUCAUCGGGGUACUUCCCCUCAGUUUGGCACCCAGGCCAUUGCAUUGAGCAGUCAACAUGUUUCCCCGUCACUGCAGACUGGAUCACGACCGAGUGCUCGCAUGGUCAGAUCCCUUGGACGACAAAGACCAUGUAUGAGGGUACCUUAGCAGGUGGACAAUCGACUAUUAUCAGUGCCGUUUCCUGCUCCUGUGCUAGAGACCAAUGGUAUAGCGCUACCAUGCUCCCUGGCGCAUCUACCGUCGACACUUUCUGCAUGCCUUCAAGCUCUUGUCCUGUCGGUAUGACAACUUCUAUCGCGACGAACACGUACUGUGCCACUGCGCCGGCCAGUGCUUGCUCCGAUAUUCCUCUGGAGACCAACUACUGCAAGUGCGAGGAUGCGGCGCAGACACCUGUUUAUCCUGACUCUGUUGGGGCCGCUCCUACUGGAUGUGCAGCCUAA